GACCUUCAAGCCAAUGGUGGGAAGGUUUUUUUUUUUUAACCGAUUAGUGCUCAAGUGCUGUAGUGUAGAGCAACCCAGUACUGUAGUGCUCUCUUGAUUGCCAUGGCCUGUAGAAGGAAGGCCUAUCGACCUGCAAGGCCUAUCAAGAUUCUCCAGUGAGCCUAGGGCAGGGCUGUUGUGUGCGCAUUGUCACCCAUCCACAUAUUGGCCCGAACUCAACUGUGCUUAACCUAGCACCACCACUGGAGGAUGUACCACAGGUUUUGGAGAAAGUAGAAAAUGCCGAGCAGAUGAAGCGAGCUUUUACAGAGAAUGGGGGCGUUAUAAAACCUGUGGCUCCAGAGAAUAAACUUUCUUCUAAUCCCCAAAAUUCAACUCGGAAAUCUUCAUCAAAUUUUUGUGGAAUGAAGAAAGGCUUUUUAUUUGGAGGUAACACAAAGGAAAAGAAAAGUGGGGGUGGCAGAUCACAGACAAGUAAUAGAUCAUUAGGAAGAGACAAGCAAGCUGCUGAAGAUCUUCCCCUGAUAACUGCCCGUCCAGAAAAUUCAAGUCUUGUUAUUAAACAAGUUCAAGAAGCCAUGAAUGCUAAUAAUGCUAUGGAGUUUCAAGAUAAGUUAGGACAGAGACUGGAAGCAAACCCAAAUGUACGAGAUGUGAUAUCUGAUCCAGCAUGGAUACCAAUACUUGAUGAAUUUCAACGAGAUCCCUUGGCAGCGAUGAAAAAAUACAAGGACAACAAAGAGGUUACAAGUACUUUGAAGGAACUGUGCAAUGUUUUGGGUGAUACAUUCCUACAUAUGAAUAGUAGUAUAAAAAGUGAAGAGGAGUUGAUAUCUAGCGAGUUACUGAAAAAUCCUCACGUAGAGGAGGCACUGUCAGACCCCUUGGUGCAGCAGAUGAUGACCUAUAUGAAAGAGGGAGCAAAUGAUAAAGUUCACAGAUGCUUCCAGACAGCAAAUCAAAUCCAAAAGAAAAAUAUUCAGACUUUGAUAGAUGUUGGCUUGUUUGCAUUUUCAAUGUAACAUGGGUAAAAUUGUAUAAAUAAAAAUAAGUGUAGUACUGUAUAGUGCAAUCUAAAAAAGUUGGAAUUACUGUACAUCCUUCCAGACAAAUAAAUACUUUGUAUGAUUUUAAGAAAUUUGCUAGUGUAAUUAUUGUUUACAGAAAAUGAACACACACACAUACUUGUGCACAUUUACACAAAAUGCAGCACAUGUACAGGUAUAAAUAUGUUUAUAAUAUUAACAAUAUAAUGUAAAAUAGAUAAUUUACUCGCCAUUUUGUUGAGCAAUCCCUUUAUUAUCUAUUGCCAACAAAAUUUGAUAAGCAUUUUAUGCAGUAAAGUAAAAGUAUAGUUCAUUACUGUAUAAUAUAACAAAAAAUUUCACUGUAAUGAAGAGUUUUAAAAUAUAGUACAUCAAAACAAUUGUUUCAACAUCCUGGGAUGUUCAUCCAGACGUCUGGCCAUCAGAAUACGAGUUUGGGUUCUGCAACUGAAAUCGUUUGGCAUAGAUAAGGUAAUAUAUCACCCGAUAACAGUACCUGGAUUAAACUUGGAUGAUUUUCUGGCAGUUCUUCUACUUCCCUGCCUGGCCCAGGGCCAGGCUUGAUUUGAGAAAGCAAGCAACAGCCUGUUGGACCAAGGAGCAACCCGCAGGCCUACACAUCCAUCAAAGCCUGGCAGCUCAUGCAGAAAACACUCUAGUUUCCAGGUAUAAAAGUGAGUAACUGCAUUGUAUACCAACGAUUAAACUAGGAAAAGCUCACUAGAAAAUAUAGACGUAACAGACCAAGCGACUGCUUGCAGUAAAUUAGACACCAAUUAAACAAGGCAAGUGCCAUGAUACACCAGAUUGCCUUCAGAUUGCAACAUAGGUGAUCUCUGCUAGUCUACCUCCCCUCGAGUAGCCAGUGCAACACAAGUAGCCCUUGGCUGUGCCCAUCAUCAGCUUCUAGCUUUUAGUUAAGUGGUGUUGGUUUCCCCUGGAACAUUAGCUCUGUCAAGGGCCAUUGUUUUGUUUGUUUUUAUUUAAACUUCAUGCUAAUGAUUAUGCCACCUACAUUGCAUGUGCCCUAAAAUUCCAUAUCCGACAGUGGGUUUUCUCACCCACUGAGGUUGGCUGGCAUUUUCCUAUAACCCAUCAGAGGUACCUCCUCCACGAGCUAAUUCUUCUAGUCACGUAGCGUCCAUGCUGUGCAGAAGAUUCAUUCAUUGUGGAACUGUGCUUUUG
Procambarus clarkii (red swamp crayfish) is the source of this 2231-nucleotide messenger RNA. RefSeq lists its product as uncharacterized. The record is from RefSeq and is a predicted model, not a curated record. NCBI's taxonomy places the organism in Eukaryota, Metazoa, Arthropoda, Malacostraca, Decapoda, Cambaridae.